Messenger RNA from Pyricularia oryzae 70-15, 930 nucleotides. RefSeq lists its product as uncharacterized. Lineage: Eukaryota; Fungi; Ascomycota; Sordariomycetes; Magnaporthales; Pyriculariaceae. Bases 85 to 471 code for a protein of 128 amino acids. The transcript has 2 exons. The record is from RefSeq and is a predicted model, not a curated record.
AACCCGAUGUGGGCGGGUCGCAGCUUCUCGUGAACUGAACAAGCGCCCGUCCGGUUACAUACGCUGGCUGGCACAAAGUGGAGGAUGGAUGCUGCAUCUUCCACUUUUUGUAAUUGUAACGCGGGCUUUCCAUGCUAUCUAUCGGCUUUUUACAUCGUCCCAUCCCAGACCUCCACAACCCUGCCAGGCCCCAAGUUGGAUGGCGCUCAAGGAACGCCCAGUUGGGGUGGUUGGUUUAACCUCAGGGAUAAAAUCUACUACGUACCUAAUGUACCUAGGUGCAGGUAUGGUUUGUUCCCGCUCACUCGCCCACGGGUACGUUCGCCUGUCAACCUACCUACGCGAGUUGUCCAUCCGCGCUUACCACCUGUCUUUUUUGACAACGAGCGAGCAAAGUCACGAGGUACCUUCAUCCUCCACCCACCUUCCAAGGUUAGUCCGGAUAGGGCGGGAAUGACAACAGUGUUGUAAUCAAGUUGCAUAAGGUGGACGGAGCUACUGUGCUCACUCUCCCUGUGCAGCGCUGGCGCAUGCAAUAUUGGCAGCCAAGCCCCUGGCGGAUGGACUUGUCUCUGUCAUGAUGAGAAUGAUGAUGAUAAUGAUCCAGCCAUCUUACUUGUAUGUACUGAGACUAAACAGCUUGGAUAGACUUGGGUUUUGCUGCCACGCCAAAAGCAAUCAAGUCUAGGUGAGUGUCCACCCGUUUAUGACCUCACCGACCGAGCUCGGGUCUUGGGUCUUGGAGGAGGCGCGCGACUACCGCCCACCAGGGAGUGAGUGUUCUAGAUUACAUCAUGGCAGACCGCCCGCUUACCACCUGAGGAAUUGUGGCUGGGCAAACUGGGGUUUGUAUUAUUGGACCCUGGAUCCAUCGAACUAGGGCGAACGGUCAGGUCGUCGCGGAAGCAAAAUUCGCCUCAAUCCAGGGAG